Coccinella septempunctata (seven-spotted ladybird) is the source of this 3209-nucleotide messenger RNA. RefSeq lists its product as uncharacterized. Lineage: Eukaryota; Metazoa; Arthropoda; Insecta; Coleoptera; Coccinellidae. The transcript is spliced from 5 exons. Bases 247 to 3057 code for a protein of 936 amino acids. Gene Ontology annotation, molecular function: DNA binding. The record is from RefSeq and is a predicted model, not a curated record.
GGAAAAGAUUUUUCUCAUUCAAAAAAGUAGCAUAUGUGAUAAUAUUUUACGGACCCGAAACAUUGCACAAACUUUCCAUUCCCACAUAUACUUCAACGGACAAUAUGGCCAACGUUUUCGAUCCCAGCGCUGUUGUCAGCUUGGCGGGACUCGUAGCGACAAUUCCGCUAUAUAAAAUGGCGCGAAAAAGUAGGUGUUCCGAUAGAAAUCUUAAUAUGUAUAAGUGCGUCCACAAGUCUAGCCGUAAUGUCUUCACGAAGCAAACUCAUAAUGAAAAUGGCAAUAGGUACUGACAUGGGGAGAAGGGAUGAAAAUGGGAAUUGGGGGAUGCAGCAUUGUCCUGAGAGAAGUAAUCCUGGUAUUGAAAAAAAUGAUUCCGACGAUAUAACGUAUCGGGAAAAGGUGCUACAUUAUCUCGAAUCUGUUGAAAAGAACAAAUGUAGAAUUGAUGCAGAUGAAAUCGUGGAACCACAGGAAAACACUGAUUAUGGUAUCAACAUAAGUCGUCAUGAGGAUUCAUCAAAACCUGAAUGCUCUAUUCCUUAUUUGGAAUUAUCGGACGAAUCUCCAGUUUUCGAUAAAGGUUCAUCUGAGUUGACGUUGGUGAAAAAAAAAUUGUUUGAGGAGCAUCCUCACACACCAUUGAAAAAAAUUAAUAUUAUUCAGGAUAUAACGAUAAAUCCUGUAGAACUAAAAAAUUUUGAUGUGGAAUCUAGAACAUCGAAAUCAUUUAGUUCGAUUGAUGGCAAUUCAUUCGAAGUGAACUAUCGUUUACCUCCUACGUCGGAUUCUGACGAAGAUGAACAUGCGGCUUCAGCUAUUAGAAUGGUGAAAUCUGGUGAUGCCCUUAAUCAUAAAAAACCUGAAUUCACCGAGUCACAAGCUUCAAGCGAGACGAAAAUUAAAAAAGAACAAAUAAGCAUAAAAUAUGCAUCUACAAAAAAAAAUAAACAUGACGUACUCUGUCCAAUAUGUUUCGAAGAAGUUGGGCAUUUUUCGAGACAUUUGGAAAGAAAACAUUAUGAUGACAAUUGUGUUCAAAAAAUACUCGGAAUGCCUCUUGGUAGUCAGGAAAGAAGGUCAGCUACCAGUGCUCUGAGAAAAAAAGGCAAUUUCCUUUUGAAAAAUGAAAAAGGGAAACUAAGAUCACUACGCUAUAAUGACCGUGAUUUGAAUGAAAAAGAUUAUUAUCCUUGUGUUAAUUGUUUAGGAUUAUAUAAGAAAACCUAUUUAUGGAGACACAGAAAAAUCUGCAAGGCAAAUGCAAACAAUGAUUACAAUAAAUCCAAUAAACAUGUCACAAAUGCACAAACGUUUAUGGUCACUACAGGAAUUCUUGGUAAUUUUCUGAAUAGAAGUAGAAUCAAAACGGAAGUAUUCAGUAUAAUGAGAGCAGACAACAUAAGCUUCACUGCGAAAUCAGACCCCCUUAUUUGCUUAUACGGUGAAUCAUACCUAAACAAGCACAAAAGAAAGCAGAUGAAUAUUGUGGCGUCUAAUAGGAUGAGGGAAAUGGCACGUUUGAAGAUUUCACUCAUGGAAUCAAGUGCAAUAACAUCUUUGAUUGAUGUGUUGAAGCCUUUUCAUUAUGAGCUCAUAGUUGCGGCAGCUAAAGUUGUCAGUGGGUAUGAUCCUGAUAGAAAAACAUAUAAAGCUUCCUCCCUGGCAUUGCACUUUGGAACAAAUUUGAAAUUUUUGUGUGAUGUUGCAAAAAAAGCAAUCCUCACAAAAAAUCCAUUGUUUCAGUAUGAGGAACAGGAAAGGGAGGAUAGAUUAAAGCAAAUAAGUCUCAUCAAAGACAUUAUUUCCAAUCACUGGUGUAAUGAUGUUUCAAGUUUGGCAAAUAAAGUUCUAAAUGAGUUCAAAAUCAAUAAACCAAAGAUACUACCUGUGACGGAAGAUGUUAAAGCCUUGAAUGAAUACAUCAAGAAAAAAGCCGAAGGAGCAUAUGAAAAUCUGGAAAAAAAUCUGAACUCUGCUCUAGACUACAAAGUUUUGGUAGAAUGUGUUUUGGUUCAGGUUUUGAUUUUCAACAGAAAGAGAGUGGGAGAAGUGCAAUUUCUGGAAAUUAAAUCGUACAGAGCAGAGCCAUGCACAGUAAAUCAAAACGAAUUGAUUAAUGCUCUCACUGAUUUUGAAAAAGCGAUGAGUACUGCUUUCAAGCGAGUCGUGGUGUUUGGUAAGGGUUGUAGACCAGUGCCCUUACUGUUUACAAAACGAAUGCAGAAAUUAAUCGAUAUGAUUCUGAGGGUACGGGGGGAAACUGAUAUUGUUCCGAAGAGCAAUCCUUACAUGUUCGCUAAUCCUGGUUGUUCUGAUAGAUGGUUGAGUGGACCCAGCGUAAUACGAAAGUAUGCACAUAUGUGUGGAGCCAAAAAUCCGGAAACCUUAACAAGUACGAGAUUUCGGAAGCAAAUUGCCACAAUCCUUCAAAUAAUGAAUUUUGAAGCUGAUGAAAUGGAACAAAUAGCCAAGUUCAUGGGUCACACAGAAAAAACACAUAAGGAGUUCUAUAGAAUGUCCGAGGAUGUUUAUCAAACUGCGAAAGUUGCAAAGGUGCUCUUAUUGCUAAACGAUGGAAAGGGUAAGGAGUUUAAAGGAAAGAGCUUAGCCGAGAUCGAUAUAGCAGACGACUUGCUAGAGCUCGAACAAGAAGAAGAGGACAAAGAAGAACAAAAUAAAAUUGAAGACAAAAAAAUGGAAUCCAAAAAUGAGAUGAGAGACGGGAUCGUGUCUGAAAUGAAUGAUACAAAUACUACAGAUAUAGUUGAAACAUACACAAAAUCAGACCAACCGAUGGACGAUGAAGACACUGAUAGUUGUUCUAAGCCAAAAAAGGGGAAAAAAGAAAACCCAAAUAAGAAACUGCAACGGCACACAUGGUCUCUAGAGGAGAAACAACUGGUCUUGACCUAUUUCAGAAAACAUAUUAGGUCCAAGAGAGCACCUAGAAAAAAUGAAUGUCUGGAGUUCAUUUCGGAUAACUCGAACUUCUUUGAAAAUGGAGAUUGGGUCAGAAUUAAAACACUCGUGUAUAACACGUAUCGACCAAAAUAAUUUGUGUUUUUUAUACUGUUUUUCAUAGUCAGGAGAGUAUGAGAUGAGUCUGUUUUAAUAUGUUUUUUACUAUUUUUUGUUUUUUGAGACUGAUAUUUUUGUUGAGUUGUUUUUGUGUUUUUUCUGAAAGAUUAUUUUUGAUAAAUGAUAUU